Messenger RNA from Danaus plexippus (monarch butterfly), 1661 nucleotides. Its product is annotated as probable peptidoglycan muropeptide transporter SLC46. Gene Ontology annotation, molecular function: transmembrane transporter activity. Gene Ontology annotation, biological process: transmembrane transport. The record is from RefSeq and is a predicted model, not a curated record. The transcript is spliced from 8 exons. Bases 148 to 1536 code for a protein of 462 amino acids. Gene Ontology annotation, cellular component: membrane. NCBI's taxonomy places the organism in Eukaryota, Metazoa, Arthropoda, Insecta, Lepidoptera, Nymphalidae.
UGUCUUUUCAAUGAGAGCUGUCGUUAUUUUAAAAUUCUAUUAACUAUUAGGUCAUCAGUGACUAUAUGUUAGUAUAACAAAUAAAGAAUAUUCGCAAUCAGUUGGUUGUGUUUAAAAAUAACGUUUUAGGAACUAUAAUAUUGAGCAAUGACAGAAAAUAAUGAUAAUGCCAUACCAAAUUUUUCAAAACGAUCGAUCAAAAAUUCAAUAGAGUUGGCGUUAUUUCUCAACACGGCUACAAUGUAUAUAUCAGCAUCUGCUUUCACCGCCAUAGUUUUAUACAGAUCCUGUAUAUAUAAUUUAAAUCAUACCGUAGAUGAAUGCGAACUAUUUCUAUCUCCAGUCAAAACAAAUCACACAAGCAAUUUAGAGACCGAUGUUCAAAAGUACUAUACCUAUAUAUCGACUACUAAAUUAGUUUUGGACAACAUCUGUCCCGCGAUUAUGUCCGUAUUUGUAGGUGUGUGGUCCGAUACCUACGGAAGAAAACCGUUGCUAGUUUGGCCAUUGUUUGGUGCUUCAAUAUCCGGAAUAUUUCUGGUAAUUUUCGAAAUGGUCAAUAGCCUCAACCCAUGGUGGCUACUUUUGACUUCCAUCCCGUUUUCAUUAUCCGGAGGCAAUGUUGUAUUAUUCACGGGUGCCUACUCCUUCAUUAAGGAUACCAGUUCUCCAAGUAGCAGAACGAUAAGAAUGUUGUUAGUUGACGCCUCAUUAUGCCUCGGAACUCUUGUGGGCUCUUUGUCUAGUUCCUACCUAAUAGUACACAUGGGUUAUUCUUACGUACUAAUAUUUACCGCCACAGUAAACGUUAUUACAUAUUUGUUUGUAAAGAUUUGGAUCAUAGAGUCCUUGUCUGGGGCUGAACAGGGCCGAGCGGGAAGUUUGUUUAACUGUUCGCAUCUUAAAGAUAUGUUAAAAGGAUGUUUUAAACAUCGUCCUAACAAAGGAAGAAAUAUUAUCAUACUUAUGGCAAUAAUAAAAUUAGUUCUUAUCACGGUACAAGUCGGGUGGAGUUACUUGGAAUAUUUAUAUUUGAGAAAUAAACUGAAUUGGUCUUUAAGGGUUUACACAACAUAUUCAGCUGUUAGCACAAUAACAGCUUUUUUUGGAGCAUUUCUUGGUGUCAUGGUAAUUGAGAGACUACUGCGGAUUGGAGAUAUAACAUUUGUGAUGAUUGCAUUAACGACGGCAAUUAUAGAUUACAUGAUAAAAGCGUUUGCAACGCAAUGGUGGCAAAUAUAUUUGAGCAUAUUUGUGUCACCAUUCAAAGGACUUCCGUUACCAUUAAUAAAUUCAUAUGUCAGUAAAUUUUUGCCAGAAGAGGACAUAGCGAAGGUGUUCGCCCUCCUUUGCGCCAUGGAGAGUGUAGCGCAAAUUAUUGCACCUAUUAUUUUUAAUUCCCUAUACUCCUCUACAUUAUCUGUAUUCCCUGGCGCCAUCUACAUUCUAAGCGCAGUUAUGAAUGUCAUCUGCUUGGUUAUGUUACUACAGGUGCUGUACUAUUCAAAGAAGAACGUCGUAGAUGUGAACAUGUGAAGGGAGCUUCCAGUAUUUUACAUUCACACGUGGUCUGUGUUGAAUUGUCAACAUAACUCUGAGUUGGGACAGUCGGUCUGUUUGCAAGGAAAAUUCAGACGAAAAAUAUAUUAUAUUCAUAAAAA